ACCGGACCGCGGCGCAGGAGAUGGGGGACGGCGCGAAGAGGAAGAAGGAUGACAAGUCCUCCGACAGGGUCACGCUCAAGAAAGAGAUAGGACUCCUGAGCGCGUGCGCGAUCAUCAUCGGGAACAUCAUCGGAUCGGGAAUCUUCAUCUCCCCCAAAGGAGUCCUGGAGCACGCCGGCUCGGUGGGCCUGUCGCUCAUCGUCUGGGUGUGUGGGGGCGGGAUCUGCACUCUGGGCUCCAUGUGCUACGCUGAGCUGGGAGUGACCAUCCCCAAGUCCGGAGGAGACUACUCCUAUGUGACGGAGAUCUUCGGAGGGCUGGUGGGGUUCCUGCUGCUGUGGAGCGCCGUCCUCAUCAUGUAUCCCACCACGCUGGCCGUCAUCGCGCUCACCUUCGCCAACUAUGUCCUCCAGCCGGCCUUCCAGGACUGCCUGCCUCCGUACGUGGCCACCAGGCUGCUGGCCACCAUCUGUGUCUUGUUCCUGACCUGGGUGAACUGUUCCAGCGUCCGCUGGGCCACCAGGAUCCAGGACGUGUUCACCGUGGGGAAGCUCCUGGCUCUGGUCCUGAUCAUCGUGGUGGGCCUGGUCCAGAUCUGCCGAGGUCACUACGACGCCCUGCGGCCCAGCACGGCCUUCCAGUUCAGCGAGGAGCCGUCGGUGGGGCAGAUCGCCCUGGCCUUCCUGCAGGCCUCCUUCGCCUACAGCGGCUGGAACUUCCUCAACUACGUCACGGAGGAGGUGGUGGAGCCCCGCAAGAACCUGCCCCGGGCCAUCUACAUCUCCAUCCCUCUGGUCACCCUGGUCUACACCAUGACCAACAUCGCCUACUUCUCCUCCAUGACGCCGCAGGAGCUGCUGGCUUCCAACGCUGUGGCCGUGACUUUCGGAGAAAAGCUGCUGGGGAUGUUCUCCUGGGUGAUGCCCAUCUCCGUGGCUCUCUCCACGUUUGGAGGAAUUAAUGGAUAUUUAUUCACCUCCUCCAGAUUGUGUUUCUCAGGGGCCAGAGAGGGCCACCUUCCUUAUCUUCUGGCUAUGAUCCACUUGAAGAACUGCACACCCAUCCCCGCCCUGCUGGUCUGUUGCAUCGCCACUAUCGUCAUUCUGUGUAUCGGAGAGACGCACAACCUCAUCAACUACGUGUCCUUCAUCAACUACCUGUCGUACGGAGUGACCAUCGCCGGCCUCCUCUACCUCCGCAAGAAGAACCCCGCCCUGCUGCGACCCAUCAAGGUGAACCUGCUGGUCCCCGUCAGCUACCUGGUCUUCUGGGCCGUGCUGCUGGGCUUCAGCCUGUACUCGGAGCCGGUGGUCUGCGGUCUGGGGAUGGUCAUCAUGCUGACCGGGGUCCCCGUCUACUUUGUGGGCGUUCAGUGGAAGGACAAACCCAAGUGGCUGUACCGGGCCGUGGAGAAAGUCACGUACGUGGGCCAGAAGCUGUGCUACGUGGUGUUUCCUCAGGAAGACCCCUCCGAGACGGAGCUGCUCACUGCCUCCAAAGCCACUGACUGAGCGUCCUCAUCCCGGCUCUUCUCCUUCCACUUCCUGUCUUACAGUUUGCCACUGUGUUUGCUGAAGGGAGGGUUUCACCGAGGUGGGAGGGCUGCGGGUCUGCAGGGGGGGGGCACCAUGGGGCCCCUCGUCUUUAUGUCAUGAUGUUUUGUCAGUGUACGGUUCUACAGUACUUCAGGUACUCGAGGCAUUAGCAUGUCUGUGUUUCCUGCCGAGGCGUUCCUCAGCAGCAGGUGUUUCUUCUUCUUCUUCUUCACUCCGCGGCGUGGAGGAGCGUCUCCUCCUGUCCCCGGAUGUCUCGGGUCUCGCCCCUCGCCCCCCCUGCUCCUGUGCCUUCUCAUGCUGUAGCAUGCCGGUCUGUGCGGGUAUUUCUUUUGUCUCUUAACCUUUUUGAGGUAACUAUGCAAGCAGUUCCUGCACUUCAGUCUUCAGUAUUCCUGCCGCCGCCCUCGGCUCUGUCUCACUAACUACUCACAUUAACGGAGUAGUCCUCUGUCCUGCCGCCUCCGGCCGUGCUUUGGAUUAUUUUACGGCCUCUGCUUUGUUUUUAUUAUAUCGAUCUGAGAGGUUUUCUUUAUGUAAUGUUAGUAUUUAAUGGAUUGUCUCCACAACCUUCCUCUUUCCAAGUGAUACCUUCCAGCCGAUAGUAAAGAGCAAAAAGAACAAGUGGGUCUCACGUCAGCAGACUGUUGGUUUCCUGUUCAGACGGGUGACUUUAGUCGCUUCAGAUUGUUCCUUCACUCUGGGAAUGAAUGCCACUGUGAUCCCCGUCCAGGUGCUCCAGCAGGUGCAGUUUUCAGGUGUCAGGUUCCUCUCCUGCUUCUCCAGUAGGGACCAUGUUGAGUGACGGACGGAUGGCGAGCUGCUAAAACUUUGUUUACUAGUUAACAGGCGGGGACACUGUGUCAGGACAACACUUUUAUAGACACGAUGACGCUGACACGACGUGGCUGAGUCCAUGCCUCUCGGCGGGGCGACUCACUGUAAAUGUUCCAGUCUAAAGCUCGGGUGCUACAGGUCCUCCAGGCGUCCGGCGGCCAGGUGACGCUGAUGCUCGUGUGGUGCAAAUGAAGGUGAGCAGCCAGCGUCUGCAGGCCCAUCCAGCACAUCGUGUCCAGUACAGCAGGUGGAAGAGGAUCAUGUCUUUCCUGCCAUGUUGAGGCGCUGGUCAGCUCUGAGAUCUGUAAAUACUGUAAAGAAGAUGAAGAUCACAUUCCACAGACAACAAGUCAAACAUUUAAUGUACAGUUUGAUGCCUGUUCCUCUGCUUCAGAGCGCGAAGUUGUACAAAGUUAACACUGUAAUUACCUAUUAAAUAAAGCAACUUCUAAGAGGAGGACGUGUUGUUGAUGCUGUGGAUGAGAGUUCCAUCACGCUAACGCCACUCAGUAGACGGCACCACAGACACAAACUCAUAUUUUGAUUCUGACACACAUGCAGACAGUAAUUAAAACCUCUUUUGAAUGUUUGCACAUUCAUUGUCUUAAAAAAAAGUAAAAAAAAAAAAAAA
Salarias fasciatus (jewelled blenny) is the source of this 3021-nucleotide messenger RNA. RefSeq names its product solute carrier family 7 member 10a (gene slc7a10a). Gene Ontology annotation, molecular function: L-amino acid transmembrane transporter activity; neutral L-amino acid transmembrane transporter activity. NCBI's taxonomy places the organism in Eukaryota, Metazoa, Chordata, Actinopteri, Blenniiformes, Blenniidae. Gene Ontology annotation, cellular component: membrane. The record is from RefSeq and is a predicted model, not a curated record. Gene Ontology annotation, biological process: D-alanine transmembrane transport; D-serine transmembrane transport. The coding region runs from base 21 to 1511 and encodes 496 amino acids. The transcript is spliced from 11 exons.